This is a messenger RNA of Vespa mandarinia (Asian giant hornet), 7763 nucleotides long. RefSeq names its product cell polarity complex component crumbs (gene crb). The record is from RefSeq and is a predicted model, not a curated record. Gene Ontology annotation, biological process: heterophilic cell-cell adhesion; establishment or maintenance of epithelial cell apical/basal polarity; Notch signaling pathway. Gene Ontology annotation, cellular component: protein-containing complex; plasma membrane. Gene Ontology annotation, molecular function: calcium ion binding; Notch binding. NCBI's taxonomy places the organism in Eukaryota, Metazoa, Arthropoda, Insecta, Hymenoptera, Vespidae.
CGUUCUCCGGAAGAGUGCCGCAGUCUCGUUCGACGCGUGUAUCUUUGCGGUAGUGCGAUAUUAUAACGUGAUUGCUACGGCGCUUAGCCGUACUCUUGGAGAGAAGGUAAGGCAAAGAAAGAGGAAGAAGAGGAGGAGGAAAGCAGCUGUGACGAGUAUAUACCUAUGACGAGAACGCGACGGGAGAUCGGUCUAUCUAUGUGUUAAUCGGUGUAUGUGGUCUCUUUCGGAAAAAGAGCGCAUAUACUUAAAACAUAACGUUAUAUCGAAUUAAUUUCCUUUUUUUUUUUAUUGGAGACGCUGAGUGUGAGUGUUAUAAUAGAAAAAGGGUAUGUUACGUUAUUGAAAAACGAAAAAUCCUUUCGUCGUGUGCUACAUUUGCGUGUGAUCUACGACGGCGACGACGACAACAACGAGGAAGACGAAAACGACGAGGACGACGACGACGACGACGACGACGACGACGACGACGACGACGACGACGACGACGACAGGGACGAAAGGUGGCGGCGUCGGCGGCGGCGGUAGAAGAAAAUGCAGGCACGAUACGUCGUCGCAGUAUUGACCAGCCUAUUGGCGAUCACACACGAAGCACCACAGGACGUACGUCGAAAGGAUGCCGAAGAUCAUCCACGGGAGGCAUAUUUCAAUGGAUCAGCUUUUCUGAAGUUAAAUUCCUUCGUGUCCGUGCACAGGCAUAGCGGCUUGAGUUUUCGAACCUGCGAAGGUGGGAGGCUCUUUGUUCAAAGGUACAAAGACGACUCCAUAAGUCUCGAGGUCACGCACGAUGGACUUCUCUUCGUUGCAAUCGUAGAUCAGCAAGUCCACGAAGCAAGACUCAACGCUAGAUUACUAAACAAUGCCUGGCAUAAUGUCAAUCUCUUCUUCAGACUUGGAAAUCUUACUUUGAGUACAGCUGGUCAUACGCAGGUUAUCGCAAAUGCCACAUACAAUGCUGCAAUUUUAACUCUGCCGGAUUACAACGUUAACGAUUCGCUGAUAGUCGGUGAAAGUUUUCGAGGAUGCAUUCUUCAGGGUCCUGGUAUACUUUUUAACGAAUCUAUCAACAAUGGAGCUGUAUUCGGGCCUUGUCCUUCGGACAACAGAGGAUGUGGUCCAAAUGGCCUUGGAAGUGGCAUAGCAUCGGCUACAGCUUCCACCAUGGAUGUCUGCCGCAACGAACCAUGCAUGAUGCAUGGUAAAUGCGUGUCACGGCAGGACCGUUACGAGUGUCACUGUUACGCGCGAUAUUCCGGCAACAACUGUCAAAUCGAUAAUGGUUCACCGUGCUUGAAUAGUCCGUGCCGAAACGGUGGAAUCUGCAUCGAAGACAAAAAGGGUGACUUUACUUGCAACUGUCAGCCCGGAUACACAGGUGCAUCUUGCGAGUCGCAAUUGGGUGUACGACUUUGCGAGGAAAGUCCUUGCAAAAAUAACGGCAUUUGUUUGGCACUCACUGACAACGAAUACAAAUGCGAAUGCUUGCCAGGAUGGACAGGGAAAAAUUGUGAGACCAAUAUUAACGAAUGCUUGUCUUAUCCCUGCAAACACGGUGGUCGUUGCAUAGAUGGGAUCAAUAACUACACUUGCAUAUGCGAUAGAACAGGAUAUGAAGGAUCAAAUUGCCAGAUAGAUAUCGACGAAUGCCUCGCUAAACCGUGUCUUAACAAUGGCAUAUGUUACGAUAAUUACGGUGGCUAUAUAUGUCACUGUCCAGCCGGUUUCGAGGGUCAGAAUUGUGAGUUGAACCUGAACGAAUGUCUGUCGAAUCCAUGUGCUAACGGUGGCGAAUGCAUAGACGACGUUGGCUCUUAUCACUGCGUAUGCCCAGCCAGUUACACUGGCCGUCAUUGUGAUUCGAGAAGUGUCUGUGAAAUUGAUUCAUGUCCAUCAAACAGUAUCUGCAUCAGGGAUUCUCACGGAGAACAGUGCGUUUGCAAUCCUGGAUAUAUGGGGAUUCCACCAAACUGUACUAUCAACUAUUGUGCCAGUAAUCCUUGCAUUAAUGGCGGUACCUGUACCAGUAACAGAGACGGAUAUAAUUGCACCUGUACACCCGAAUGGAAAGGUGCAACGUGUUCGACAUCAGUUUCGGAUUGGUGCACGAUAUGUCACAAUGGUGGUACAUGCAUUGAAACAGUCUUUGGCAUCAUGUGCCAAUGUCCACGAUUUUGGACGGGAACGCAGUGCAAGGAACAGAUUACAUGUCGUAAUCUACCUUGCAAACAGGCUUCCGCUUGCCACGAUUAUCCUGGAGGCUAUUAUUGCACCUGCGAACCAGGAUGGACAGGACCAGAGUGUUCCAUUGACAUGGAUGAAUGCUCUAGCGAUCCUUGCCGAAAUGGUGGUAUAUGCAUCGAUCAACUCAACAGUUAUUACUGCCAAUGUUUGGCUGGUUACACUGGAAAGAACUGUCAGAUCAACGUGGACGAAUGUCUCUCUCAACCAUGCCAAAAUGGUGGCACAUGCAUCGAUCGUAUUAACGAAUACACGUGUAAUUGUACGAAAGAUUUCAUGGGCCAGAAUUGUGAACGAGAAUUCGAUGCUUGUUCCUUGAAUCCAUGUCAAAAUAAUGGAAGUUGUACUCUUAUAUCAAGAUCAAGACGAGAUUUCGUUUGCGAAUGCCCAAGAGGAUUCGAAGGUAAAAUUUGCGACGUAAACGUUGAUGAUUGCGUGGACGUGAUAUGUCCAGAUGAUAAGAUAUGCGUCGACGGUAUCGCCAGUUAUGAGUGCAAAUGCCGCGAAGGAUACAGAGAUCCAAAUUGUACCCUUAUCGUUUAUCAUUGCGCCGGAAAGCCGUGUAACAAUGGUACCUGCAUUGAUUUAGGUGACGACGGAUUCGAAUGCAAAUGUCAUCCUGGUUUUCAAGGUUUAUUCUGUGAUCAGGACGUCAAUGAAUGCGAGACUCAAGGUAACUCCUUGUGUAACAAUGGCAUAUGCUUGAACACCGAAGGAAGUUACAAAUGUUUCUGCAUACCUGGCUUCUCCGGUGAUCAUUGUGACAUCGAUAUUGACGAGUGUCUUGGCGGACCCUGUUUGAAUAACGCCACUUGCAUCGAUCGAAUCAAUACGUUCGAAUGUAAAUGUCCACCUGGUUAUGCCGGGAAGAUAUGCGACACCGAUGUUAACGAAUGCGAGAGUGAUCCUUGCUUGAAUGGUGCGACCUGCAUAGACGAAGUCGCAGCUUACACUUGUAAUUGCGCACCUGGAUUCCGUGGAACUAAUUGCGAGAUUAAUAUUGACGAUUGCGAGCCACUGCCAUGUUACAAUUACGGUAGAUGCAUGGAUGGUGUAAAUGAUUAUACGUGUGACUGUACCGACACUGGUUUCGAGGGUACGAGAUGUGAAAAAAACAUAGACGAUUGUUUAUCCGCCCCGUGUGUCAACGAUGCCAUUUGCAUCGACGAUAUAAAGAACUACAAAUGCCAAUGUUAUUCCGGUUACACCGGCAAAAACUGUGAAAUAGAUAUAAACGAAUGCGAAAGUUCACCCUGCCAAUUUAACGGUACUUGCCUCGAGAGAUCAAAUAAAGAAUUGUACAAAAGCGAGGCAUUUAAUUUACCCUCCAUAUUCACUCAAGAUUUCAGUUAUGCCAACGCGAGCGGAUACGAAUGUUUAUGCGUCCAAGGAGUUACGGGUAAAAAUUGCGAAAUGAACAUAAACGAGUGCGAGAGCAAUCCUUGUCAGGCUGGUAGCUGCGUCGAUCGCAUUGGUGGAUUCACUUGUGAAUGUGACGAAGGUUACGAGGGUGAUCAUUGCCAGCAUGACAUCGACGAAUGCAAAAGAUACACCCCUUGCGUCCACGGUGUCUGUACCGAUGGUAGAGCUGACUAUUUUUGCACUUGCGAACCCGAAUACGGCGGAAAAAAUUGCUCCGUUGAAUUAACAGGCUGUUUGGGUAAUGCCUGUCAGAACGGCGGUACCUGUUGGCCAUAUCUAAUCGAUGAAAAAAUUCACAAAUUCAAUUGCACCUGUCCAAACGGUUUCCACGGUGAAAUAUGUAAUUAUGUGACCACCAUGUCAUUGAGCGGCAGUUCAUAUGUUCUUGUGAACACAACUCGCGAGGAAGGAUACGAUAUUCAAUUUCGUUUUCGAACUACGCUACCAAACGGUUUGUUGGCCAUUGGAAAGGGUUUAACGUUUUACAUUCUUGAACUCGUCAAUGGCAAACUCAAUCUACAUUCGAGCCUUUUGAAUAAGUGGGAAGGCGUCUUCAUUGGUAGCGGAUUAAAUGAUUCUUCCUGGCAAAAAGUUUUCGUAGCUAUCAAUACCACACAUUUGGUUUUAUCGGCUAACGAAGAACAAACGAUAUAUCCCAUCAGUCUCAACGAAGGAUCUAACUCCAAUCACACAUCUUUCCCGAUGACGUACGUCGGUGGUACCACUAACUAUCUCCGAAGACUUACGCAUGGCCCGUCUUUCUUUAUAGGCUGUACCGAGGACGUCGUUAUUAAUGGAGAAUGGGUAUAUUCUGGGACAACAUCUAAGACGGUCUAUAUGGAAGGUAUCGAGCCUGGGUGUCCACGUGAAGCACAAUGUUCACCGAAUCCUUGUAAAAAUGGAGGCCAUUGUACCGACGGUUGGCGGGAUUUCUCUUGCAAGUGCGAACGACCGUAUUUAGGUCACACGUGCCAGUACAAUAUGACGGCUGCCACAUUUGGUUUUGAGAACAUCACUAAUGGUUACGUCACGGUUAAAGUAUCUGAUAUGGCGAGGAAAGCGGUUAGAUCGAUCGUAGAUAUUUCAAUGUUUAUACGGACGAGACAGGAUAGAGGCGACAUAUUCUAUUUAGGAUCUGAACCGGCUCCACAAAUGGACUCAAAGUCUCAGGACAAGACGUAUAUAGCGGCACAAUUAGAAGGAGGAGAAUUACUCGUUAGAAUUCAAUUUAAUGGUACCGAGGCGUAUACGGUUGGUGGUGUUAAAUUAAACGACGGAAACAACCAUCUGAUACAAGUUAUCAGGAAUGUAACGUUGGUACAAGUGAAAAUUAACGGUACCGAAUACUUUCGCAAAACCAUUAGCACUUCAGGACAAUUAAACGUUACUGUACUUUAUUUGGGCGGUUUACCGCAAGCAUCGAGAUAUAUACGACAAGUCGAUAGUCGUCAAAUGGAAAUUCAACAAGUCCCGCAAAUAAAUUUCAAAGGAAUAAUACAGGACGUACAGAUAUCUAAUGGCAACGAGAUAAUGGUCGUCGAAUUCUUCCCUUUGAAGGCAAAAGACAUACCGACACCGACGCAAUUUGGCAACGUAACCUUCGACCAUGACAAAGUUUUGGAAGGCGUAUUAUCCGACAACGUGUGUAUCAGUAAUCCCUGUAACCACAGCGGUACCUGCCACGUUACGUGGAAUGAUUUCUGGUGUCAGUGUCCACGAGGUUAUACCGGCAAAACUUGCCAAGAAAUGGAAUUUUGCCAACUCCAAGACUGUCCGGCUGGUUCUAAAUGUCAGAAUCUCGACGAUGGUUAUGAAUGUAUUGCUAAUGCGACAUUCGAUGGCGUCGGUACGACGUUCACUUACGUUUACGAUCAAAUGGAAAUGGAAGAAAGAAAUGAGUCCGACACUACUAUCGAUACUAUCCGAAUAACGUAUCGAUCGAAUACUGGUGGCACUCUGAUGCACAUGGCGCCUCGUGUAGGUGAUCAACACUUUACCGUGUCCGUUUACAAAGACGAAAUCACAGUUUCCUGGCGACUAGAUGAUCAGAAUCGUGGUAUCCUCAGUUUCGGUAAGAACGAACCCGACGGAAACUGGACGUCCAUAAUACUACGACUAAAUAACAAUUCUAUGGAGUGCACUUAUGCAAACACGAACGACGAGAACGCGCCCCAAGUUAGUCCGAAUUUCAAUUUUGCACUGUGGUACGAAUUGUUGAUCACUGGUACGGUCACUCUAGGUGGAUUAAGCAAUGCUCUCUCUAAUCGACAUACUUACGUUACUCUCGAUAAUAAUAAUCAAGCUACGAAUAGAAAAGCCAUUAAACAAAAUACUGUUGAUCUCAGCGAUUACGUUCUGACUACUACUACGCCACCUCAUCAUAUGGUAUCAGGAGAAGUAUUUAAAGGUUGCCUCGGUGAAGUAAGAAUCGGCAGCAUGUUAUUGCAUUAUUUUACUUACGAAGAGGUAUAUCAAAACGCCAACUUUACACCAUUUGAAUAUCUAUCUCUACAAAAUCAUAACUCGAGUAACAAUAUCGGUUGCCAAUUAUGCUUCGAUAUUGAUUGUAUGAAUGAUGGUCAUUGUCGUAACAAAACCAAUAGCUACGUAUGCGAUUGUCCAGCGGGCUAUGCCGAAGAUGAUUGUUCUGUCAAUAUCGACGAGUGUAUCGAUAAUAAAUGCCAAAAUAAUGCGACUUGCGUCGAUGGUAUUGCUACUUAUACCUGCAUUUGUAACAGUGGCUGGCAGGGAUGGCUAUGCGACAGCGAUAUUAACGAGUGUGUGACUCUUAGUCCGUGCCAGCAUGACGGUGUUUGCGUUAAUAAACCUGGAUCUUUUCGUUGCGAAUGUCCCGAUCAGUUUGUUGGCGAACUCUGCGAAAAUUUUCGACUGAUUACGUGUCAAAGCGAACCUUGCAAAAACGGUUCCACAUGUACGGACAUUGUAAAUUCAAAGACAGGAGAUAAUUACACUUGUACUUGUAUGACUGGUUUCGAGGGCACUCAAUGCGACUUACCCUAUUGUCAAGUUCAAAAGUGUCAAAACGGCGGCACGUGUGACCUCCUACGUCAGGCCCCUCAAUGUAUGUGCCUGGUUGGUUACACGGGACUUUACUGUGAAAUAAAUAUAGACGAUUGUGCACCAGACGCGGAUGGUAACGUGCCGUGUAAAAAUGACGGUAAAUGUUACGACAAAGUGAACGAAUUUACCUGCGAUUGUUUAGACACCGGUUAUACAGGACCAGAUUGUUCUAUAGACGUGGAUGAAUGUCAAAAUCCGUUGACUGACUGUGGAUACGGGAAGUGUGAAAACUUGCUUGGUACUUAUCAAUGUAUUUGUAAUCCUGGAUACUGUGGAUAUAACUGUAGAAUGGGUGACCCUUGUAGAGAAGAUCACUGCCAAAAUGGAGGGACGUGUGAGUGCGGAAAUAAUGGUGAAUAUCAGUGUGCGUGUACGCCAGAGUAUACUGGAAAAAAUUGUACAGAGUCUGGACAGCUUGGAAGUCAAGCAUUCAAUAUCGCUAUUAUCGUAGGGCCAAUUGUUGGUUGUUUAUUUCUCAUCGCGGCAGGUUCAUUAAUAGCAUUAUUUAUGAUGGCUAGAAAGAAACGUGCCACUCGUGGUACGUACAGCCCAAGCGCUCAAGAAUUUAGUAAUCCGCGAGUGGAGAUGGAUAACGUAAUGAAACCUCCACCGGAGGAAAGACUGAUUUGAAGAGCUUAUAUGAUUUGAUAAUAAUAAGUGAUCAGAGCGUCUUACGCAAGCUAGUCUAUCGAGUGCGUAAGUCGCUAUUACAUGUACGAAACAAAUUGGAUGAUAACAAAAAAAUCUUCAAGUGGCAUAUCAUCAAACGUUCCAUUACGUUUUCUAGUCUAUGCUACUUAACUACUUUAUUGGGUCACACUAAUGCUGUAACGGUAUAAAUAUGUCGAAAUCUUUCAUAAGCUGUUAAACGAGAAAAAGAAUAUAAAAAACGAAAAGAAAAGGAAAGAAAUUACAAAGCCACUUCUCAUAGUGGUUAUAUAGAAAAAGUACAAUAGAAUACGGAAAAAAAAUAGAAAAAAAGAAAAAAGAAAAAAAGAAAAAAGAACAAAAAAGGACAAAAA